AUGGCGACCUCCAGCACCGCCGCCGUCAAGCCGGCCGACCGCAUGAAGGAGGGCGGUACCCAGAAGCUCGACGUCUGUCCUGCUAAUGUCCCUCCUGACUGCAUCAACCUCGGCCAGGGCUUCAUGAACUGGGCUCCCCCCAAGUGGAUCCGUGACGCUACCUCCCAGGCCAUGGACGAGGACAUCAUGGUCAACCACUACGCUCACCCUCGUGGUCGUCCCCGUCUCGUCAAGGCUAUCUCUGAGCACUACUCUCCCUCGUUCGAGAACCUCGCCAAGGAGGGCCGCAAGCUCAAGCCUGAGGAGAUCAUCGUCACCGCCGGUGCCAACGGAGGAACCUACGCUGCCCUCGCCGCGCACCUCAACCCCGGAGACGAGGUCAUCUGCAUCGAGCCCUUCUUCGACCAGUACUUCGCCACCAUUGUCUUCAACGGAGCCAAGCCCGUCUUCGUCCCCCUCCACCCUCCUGAGGGCGGUGAGGGCAACCACACCGGCAACGAGUGGACUCUGGACAUGAAGGAGUACGAGGCUGCGUUCACGGACAAGACCAAGGCUAUCAUCAUCAACACCCCCCACAACCCUGUCGGCAAGGUCUUCACGCGCGAGGAGCUCCAGAAGAUUGCUGAUGUUGCGAUCAAGCACAACGUUCUCGUCAUUGCCGACGAGGUCUACGACUGCAUGGUCUACGACGACACCAAGCACUUCCGCAUCGCCUCCCUCCCCGGCAUGUGGGAGCGCACCCUCACCGUCUGUUCUGGUGGCAAGUCGUUCGCCGCUACUGGAUGGCGUGUCGGAUGGCUCAUCGGUGACCAGAAGCUGAUCGGCGCCACCCUCGCUGCUCACUCGCGUCUUGUGUUCUGCACGAACGGCCCGAUGCAGGAGGCCAUGGCCAUCGGUCUCGAGGGUGCCGAGGAGCAUAAGUUCUUCGAGGAGCAGACCAAGGAGUACCAGGAGCGUCGCGACAUUCUCCUCUCCUACUUCGACCAGCUCGGCCUUCCCUACACCAAGCCUGACGGAUCGUACUUCGUCCUCGUCGACAUGUCCAAGAUCAAGGUCCCGGAGGACUUCCCCAUCCCUGACACCUGCAAGGGCCGCGGCAAGGACUUCCAGGUCUGUUGGUGGAUGGCCCAGGAGAUUGGUGUCGUCGCCAUCCCUCCCUCUGAGUUCUACUGUGAGGAGCACACCCAGAUCGGUGAGAAGUUCGCUCGCUUCGCGUUCUGCAAGAACCCUGAGCUCCUGCACGCCGCCGGCAAGCGUCUCCUCAAGCUCAAGGACUACAUGUAA
Molecule: messenger RNA, 1284 nt
Organism: Trichosporon asahii var. asahii CBS 2479
Lineage: Eukaryota; Fungi; Basidiomycota; Tremellomycetes; Trichosporonales; Trichosporonaceae
Product: aminotransferase
Exons: 4
Coding region: 1-1284 (427 amino acids)
Biological process (GO): biosynthetic process
Cellular component (GO): cytoplasm; mitochondrion
Molecular function (GO): pyridoxal phosphate binding; L-kynurenine:2-oxoglutarate transaminase activity
Source: RefSeq, a predicted model, not a curated record